UUCUUAUUCAACAAUGGAGGUUAUUCCUCACUCCUAUAAUUAGCAGCCAUACUCCUUCACAUAUACUAUAAAUACAUAAUCCAAAAAUUUAACACCAACCCACAUUCCCAUUUUUGUAGAUCUAAAUCCCCAGAUUCCCUUAUUUGGAAUUAACGCCUUCAAAUUUUGCAAUGGCAGAACAAUCAGAAAAAUGGGUUCUUAUGGAAACUGCUCAAACACCAACAAAUAUAGCAGUGAUUAAGUAUUGGGGAAAAAGAGAUGAGAAUUUAAUACUUGCUAUUAAUGAUAGUAUUAGUGUUACUCUUGAUCCUGCUCAUCUUUGUACUACUACUACUGUUGCUGUUAGCCCUUCUUUUAAUCAAGAUCGCAUGUGGCUUAAUGGAAAGGAAAUAUCUCUCGCUGGAGGCAGAUACCAAAAUUGUCUAAGAGAAAUUCGAGCUCGUGCUAGUGAUGUUGAGGAUGAGAAGAAGGGUAUCAAGAUCAAAAAAAAUGAUUGGCAGAACUUGCAUGUGCAUGUUGCUUCUUACAAUAAUUUUCCUACUGCUGCUGGUCUGGCUUCCUCGGCUGCUGGUUUUGCCUGCCUUGUUUUUUCCCUUGCGAAGUUAAUGAAUGUGCAAGAGGACAAUGGGAGCCUUUCUGCCAUUGCAAGGCAAGGUUCAGGAAGUGCUUGCCGAAGCUUGUACGGAGGAUUUGUCAAGUGGGUCAUGGGAAAGGAGGAAAAUGGUAGCGAUAGCAUUGCUGUUCCGCUCGUAGACGAGAAGCACUGGGAUGAGCUUGUUAUUAUCAUUUGCGUGGUAAGCUCACGGCAGAAGGAAACAAGUAGCACCUCAGGAAUGCGUGAGACUGUUGAAACCAGUGCACUUAUAGAACACAGAGCAAAGGAAGUAGUACCAAAACGCAUUGUUCAGAUGGAAGAAGCUAUACGAAAUCGCGAUUUUCCAACUUUUGCUCAACUGACUUGUUCUGACAGCAAUCAAUUCCAUGCAGUCUGCAUGGACACUAGCCCUCCUAUUUUCUACAUGAACGACACAUCUCAUAGGGUAAUUGGCUGUGUCGAGAAAUGGAACCGUUCAGAAGGAACUCCACAGGUUGCAUACACCUUUGAUGCUGGGCCAAAUGCUGUUCUGAUUGCACGGAACAGAAAGGCUGCCACACUUAUGCUUCAGAGGCUGCUCUUCCACUUCCCUCCAAAUUCAGAUACCGAUCUAAACAGCUACGUCAUAGGCGAUAAGUCAAUUCUGAAGGAUGCUGGGAUUCAGGAUAUAAAGGAUGUGGAAGCAUUACCUCCUCCACCUGAAAUUAAGGACAAGGUUCCGGCUCAGAAAUACAAGGGCGAAAUAAGCUACUUCAUCUGCACAAGACCCGGUAGAGGUCCAGUUUUGUUGACUGAUGAAAGCCAGGCUCUCCUCAACCCUGAAACUGGAUUGCCCAAGUGAGAUAGCAAACAGUUAUUGUGCUAAUGUUUAAGAAAUCGGCGCAACUCCAUGAGAUCCAAGUAUUGCAGCCUCUUUGCCUUAAGAAGAUGGGGCUGCCAUUUUAAACUGUUUUCUUUUAGUUUGGAUGAAAUUUGAAUUCAGAGCUUUUGUUUGUACUUAUUAGGUUCCAGUUAUUCUUCAAUGGAAAUAGUUGUGUACUCUUUAUCUCUGAGCAAUGCAAUAAAAGUCUUGAACUUGCUUCUUUUA
Molecule: messenger RNA, 1682 nt
Organism: Lycium ferocissimum
Lineage: Eukaryota; Viridiplantae; Streptophyta; Magnoliopsida; Solanales; Solanaceae
Product: diphosphomevalonate decarboxylase 1-like
Exons: 10
Coding region: 171-1436 (421 amino acids)
Biological process (GO): isopentenyl diphosphate biosynthetic process, mevalonate pathway; isoprenoid biosynthetic process
Cellular component (GO): cytosol
Molecular function (GO): diphosphomevalonate decarboxylase activity; ATP binding
Source: RefSeq, a predicted model, not a curated record